This is a messenger RNA of Peniophora sp. CBMAI 1063, 2103 nucleotides long. The record is from the annotation of a GenBank genome assembly. NCBI's taxonomy places the organism in Eukaryota, Fungi, Basidiomycota, Agaricomycetes, Russulales, Peniophoraceae.
AUGUCGAGGUUCAAUCAUCUCUCAACAGACGGAGACGCGUCAUCGACGCCAGCUGGCGAGAAAGAUCCUCUCAACGCAUUCUGGCAGAAGUACUUGGAGCUCAUGGAAGAAGACGACGAGAGAAGAGCCCACGAGUGGGAUGGAAAUACGACGGGUAUCCUGACGUUUACGGGGUUGUUUGCUGCAACUGUAGCGGCCUUUGUCAUAGAGGGCUACAAGCAGCUCUCCGUCGACUCUGGAGACGAGACGGUCGAGUUGCUCAAGUUGUUGAUCGCUAUUCAGAACUCCACGGCGCUUCCCAUAUCGUCCGCAAUAAAUGACAGCUCGUUCGAUGCUCCCGUGGUGGCCGUCAUCUCGAACGCGCUUUGGUUCUGCUCUCUUGUGAUCUCCCUAGGCUGCGCUCUUCUUGCAACGCUUGUCCAACAAUGGGCUCGGGACUACAAGCGGGACAUGAAGUCGCGGAACAAACUUGAUGAGGACCUCCUAAGCCGUGCAUACAAUCACAUCUACCUCCGGAUGGGCGUCGAUCUCUACGGGAUGGACCAGAUCGUCUACGUUAUCGUUUCCUUAAUGCAUCUUUCAGUCUUCCUCUUUGCGGGAGGCCUGCUCUUGUUCCUGUUCCCUUUGAACUCUAUCGUCGCAUGGUACACAACGGCGGUUCUCGGUCUUCUCGGCGCGGCAUAUAUCGUCGCGAGUAUACUGCCAAUCUAUCACUCUGGCUGCCCUUACAGGACGCCCUUGACAUAUCUUCUCGCUGCCAUCGCCUAUCUCUUCAGUUGGAUCGCGCAAUGUGUCGCGAGGUCUCUGUAUGCUCUCGGGUCCCACCUUCCUUGGAGAUGUAGAUCCAGCCCUUCUUCCCAGGUUCAGCCGCCCCUGCAGAUCAAGAUCAUCCACAGGAGGCGUCGCUUGCAUCGAAGCCAUGCCCCGAUUCUGCGUACAAAACACUUUGUAUAUGCCUUGUCGCGUUACAUGAGCCAUCAAACGCUCGUCACAGAUGCUGAGAUAGCGUCAUUGUUGCACGCUCUUUUGAGGAUGGUGAACGAACAAGUUCUACCCGACUCCCGUCCAGGAUGUAUAGAUCAUCUAUGCGAGAAUCAGAACCUCCAGACAAAGCUGCAAGCAUGGGCGUGGGAUCCUUCCCAUACAAGAGACAUGGCCGCUGAUGCGCAGAUAUCGGUUCUGCACUUCAGCUGCGUGUUGCUGCAACGGCUUAGGCGUAUCGACGACUCCGACACCACCGAAGAACAUAGGGUGCUGAUGAAACACUGCGCAUCUAUUCUCCUCAAUAUCAUAGGGCCCAAUGGUUCUUUGGGGCCCAGGAUGCGCGGCGAUACACGUUGUAUGUUCCGGGCCAGAUGCGCCCUCUUCUAUAUGCGUCAUUUCCUCCUUAGCCUGAGUGGCGGGGAUGUAUCACGCAGGCACUAUCGUGCUUCUCUGGAGGUACCGUCGAGCGAUAAAUCGAGGCAGUUCAGCCGAGGCGCUGAAUCGAUGGCCGGGGAACUGCUGACUUUAUUGAACACCUCUCUAUAUAAUGUGCUGGACAUGGUUGACAUUCCGGGCGUCCAUCACGCUCCCAUUACGGAUGGACCAUCGUGUCUUGUGCCUCUCCACGAUGCGGGCUGCUGCCGGUCGCCCAAUGGGCCCCCAACGCAUAUGGCGGCAUGCAAUGUCUUGACGCUGAUCGCGCAUGUCAUGUACACGCCCGAACACGAUAGGAACAUCUACCUAUCGUCCGAGCUGAGUUUCCCCAAUACCUUCUACUUCGACGAAGAGUCCGUCAAAGGGCCUUUGCCGUUCUGGGCUUGGUACGAGUAUUUCAAGAUGAAGGAGGAAGAUCAACAGCUGCCGCCAUCUGUCGAGUUUCAGAUGAUCAUUCAGAACGUCGACAGACUCAUUGGACUCCGCGCGGUACGGAGCGGAUUAUAUGAAAGCUUCAUCGACGCCCUUCGCAACUUGCAGGACCACGUCGAUACGCGCGUCAUGCCCUACAAGCUUGAAGGACAUGGAGGAUUCGGGCCGUGGGCCAAGAAGAGAAUGACUGCCCGUCACACACCCGUGCAGCCUACAGCGUCUGCUCAUGACAUCCGCAAGACGACCGUAUAG